Messenger RNA from Doryrhamphus excisus (bluestripe pipefish), 2554 nucleotides. RefSeq names its product interferon regulatory factor 10 (gene irf10). Gene Ontology annotation, biological process: immune system process; regulation of transcription by RNA polymerase II. Gene Ontology annotation, molecular function: protein binding; RNA polymerase II cis-regulatory region sequence-specific DNA binding; DNA-binding transcription factor activity, RNA polymerase II-specific. NCBI's taxonomy places the organism in Eukaryota, Metazoa, Chordata, Actinopteri, Syngnathiformes, Syngnathidae. Gene Ontology annotation, cellular component: nucleus. The record is from RefSeq and is a predicted model, not a curated record.
UGGAAAAACCCAACAAAGUUUCAAGGUGACUUGUCUCUCAUUUCCACUCAUUUCCUUCACACAAUAAAACUUUUUUAUGCUCCACAAGUAGUGGUAUAAUUACGUUGAAAUCUUAAUUCAACAAGUUAAAGUUGUACGCUGCUUUUGGUGUUCAGCAGGUUAGAAACGAUUCAACAGAAACGUGCGCUCCUUGAAUGGGAAAGCGAAAGUGUCUCACCCGCUCAAAGUUUCGCUUUCGGUUACAUACCACGUGAACUAACUUGAAGUCCAUUUGCGUUUUGUUUUUUUAAAGUUAACCUGAAUGCUUUUUUGGGGCUGCCACUGGAGCUGAAUGCCCUUCAGACUGAAAUCGGACUUGGAAGAUGGAAGAAGGGCCCAAGAAGCACCUGAAAGAGUGGCUCUUAGCUCAGGUGGAAAGUGGUGCGUUUGAGGGUCUGCGUUGGGAAGACCAGGCGAAAACCAUGUUCAGGAUCCCCUGGAAGCAUGCUGCCAAAAAGGACUACAAGGAGACGGACGAUGCUGCUCUCUUCAAGGCCUGGGCCUUGCACAAGGGCAAACACAUGGAGGGAAAGGACCGAGCCAACCCCACCGUGUGGAAGACUCGUCUGCGGUGUGCACUUAAUAAGAGCACAGACUUCCAAAUGGUCCCUGAACUCAGCCAGCUGGACAUCUCAGAACCUUAUAAAGUGUACCGCAUCCAGCAAGACGGUGGGCCAUCAUCUCAGGCCGAGUCUCCACUGAGAAAGGAUAGCAUGACUAUCCAAGUUAAGACAUCGUCAUGGAGUCCUGGUUUCCAAGAAAUAGAGGAAUCAUUUCAAGCCUGUGAAGAAGAACCAGAACAAAAAGAACAACCUAAUGAGCUAAUAAGGGACCAUAUGUAUUGUGAGCCGACUGGAAAAAAAAGUCCCACUCAGCACUCUGCUUGGUUGACCUUCUGCAGCUCUAUUCAUACCAUCUCAGAUUUUAGAAUGCAAGUGACAUUGUUGUACCACGGCCACAGUGUGAUGAGAUGCACCACUAAGAGUCCAGAAGGAUGCUUUAUCCUGCAUGGUCGAGGUCCUUUAGGAAGUGAGCGUAUAUACGGGCCUUGCAACGCACAACAGCUUUUUUUUCCUUCGCCAAACUCCUUCCACACAUCGUCAUACAUGGUGGAAGCAAUAAAUCGCCUUCUCUGCCAUCUGGAAAGGGGUGUACUCUUAUGGGUUGCCCCUGAUGGGGUGUUCAUCAAGCGGUUCUGCCAGGGCAGGGUGUACUGGAGCGGCCCCAUGGCUCCAAACGCUGAUCGGCCCAACAAGUUGGAGCGAGAGAAGACCUUCAAAUUGCUUGAUACUUCAGAAUUUCUCAACGAUCUUCAGAACUGUUUGCAAGGAAAGGGAACGCCACCCCCUUAUAGGAUAGAACUUUGCUUUGGAGAGGAGUACCCGGACCCAACAACCCCUAAAACCACAAAGCUUGUCAUGGUUCAGGUGGUGCCUAUGUUUGCUGUGGAUCUGCUGCAGAGGUUGAGCUUGGAUGAGAUGAAGAACACUACGGACCUUCCCAACACAAAUACAGAGAAAACUGAGAAAGUCCUUCCUGCGGGGAAGCCGUUGUGAACCAGCCAAAGGUUUAUUUCCUUAUUUUAAUUCUACAGAAAAAACAGCAAAGAGCAGAAUUUUAAAGGAAAUGUUUGUCUAUGUUUCUGUACAGUAGAGCCUCUGAAGAGAAAUGGUUCACUGGGUUCAAACUAUGUUGCUUUUUCUUGUUGAUAUGCUAUACACAACUCUAUAUUGGCUGCCGAGUUGUGAGUACAAUAAUGAAAAGUCAAGCAUAAUAAUGAAAUGUGCAUGUAGAUUUGAGACGUAUAUAUAAGGAAGCAUCCACCACACAUUUUAUAUUGUUUUUAAGUUAAUUAUGAAAUUUUUAACUAUAAUGAUGGAAAUGGUAAUAUUAAUGAUGAUUAUAAUGAUGGUAAUAAUGAUAAAGAUUAUAACAAUAAUGAUAAUAAUAAUAAUAUUACAAUGAUAAUAAUAACAGGGGAAAAAAGACAGUGGCAUGAACAUGAUUAUAUCUUGCAAAAAGGGGUAGGCAUUUAUAAGCUUUUGCUUCAGCCUACUCCAGUUGAAUACAAAUGUAAAUAAUGGAAAGUUAUAUUUUGAUUGAUGUAAGAAAUGCACACUAAUGAUUCAUAUAUUUGCCCAAAUUAAAAAAAAAAAAAAAAAAAGAACUGUGGUUAUAUGUUAAAAAAAUGAAAUGAGAUGGCUAAAUCAUUGUGUGACUCACCUUGUGUGAAGUAUCCUUCUUUUGCAAGUUUUGUCUGGAAGAAAAAAAUCUUAUCUUAACAAGGACUAUGAUAUUGCAUUUUCUACCCUUGAACCAGAACAAGAUAAUUACAUAUUUUGUAACCUAAUAAAAGUUGUAAAUCGAGUGUUUUCAACAAAAGCAGGGAAUAAAUCAGCAGUGAUAAUUAAAUUCAUGAAGCUUUUUUCUUUCUGUUUAUUUCUAGCGAACAUCAUAUAACAGUUUCACAAUUUUUUAAAAAAUAUACAUUUUGUAGCUAUGACAUUUAGAAGGA